AUGGUGAAACCGCUGACCGGGGUCGUCGUGAGCAACAAGAUGAUGAAGUCCGUCGUCGUCGUCGUCGAGAGGCUGUUCAGGCACAAGAGAAUGCCGAAGAUCAUGCGCGCGCGGAAGCGAUACAUGGUGCGGGGCGGCGACGUUUUUCCCCCCAGCCUCGAGGACAGCGCGCGAGGAGAUGAAUGA
Messenger RNA from Micromonas pusilla CCMP1545, 186 nucleotides. RefSeq lists its product as uncharacterized. Lineage: Eukaryota; Viridiplantae; Chlorophyta; Mamiellophyceae; Mamiellales; Mamiellaceae. Bases 1 to 186 code for a protein of 61 amino acids. The record is from RefSeq and is a predicted model, not a curated record. Gene Ontology annotation, cellular component: ribosome. Gene Ontology annotation, molecular function: structural constituent of ribosome. The transcript has a single exon. Gene Ontology annotation, biological process: translation.